GGCCGCUCCGGGUCCCUGGGUCUUUUGCUCAGAUAGGACUCUGGUCCGGGCUUGACAGACGACUUUCGCGAACUAACCACCAGGAGGAGUGAGUGGGAAGGGGAGGGGUUUGUGAUCGGCCUGAGGAGGGUGGAGUAUUGGCUGGAGAGUUUGUGAAAAGUUCUGAGACGAGCAGGAGGAAGUGGGGACCGACCAGUUGAGCUGCACCAGAGGCCGGGGAGCGAGGGGGUUCUCAAGUGACCCCUGGGAAACUCCGGUGUCGGGAAGGAGCCGAGUGCCUACAUGAAAGGAGGGACCUUCUCGGAAGUUCGCCCCUACCUGAGCCGGUAACCCCAGCUUCAGGAUCCGCGGCACUUCCCCCGCGUGCUGGCUCGGUGGCCGCGUCUCCACACGACCCGUGAGGAUCCGGAUGGCCGUGAGGUGGACCUGGGCAGGCAAGAGCUGCCUUCUGCUGGCCCUUUUAACACUGGCUUAUAUUCUGGUGGAGUUCUCAGUCUCCACUUUGUAUGCUUCUCCAGGAGCCGGCCGUGCCAGGGAGCUGGGGCCAAGGCAGCUCCCGGACCUUGAGACAAGGGAAGAGGAUUUGUCUCGGCCUCUUUAUAUAAAGCCCCCUGCAGAUUCCCAUGCUCUUGGGGAGUGGGGGAGAGCAAGCAAACUCCAGCUCAACGAGGGUGAACUGAAGCAGCAAGAAGAACUCAUUGAGAAAUAUGCCAUCAACAUUUACCUCAGUGACAGGAUCUCUCUGCACCGCCACAUAGAGGAUAAAAGAAUGUAUGAGUGUAAAGCCAAGAAAUUCCACUACAGGUCGCUCCCCACCACCUCCGUUAUCAUCGCCUUCUAUAACGAGGCCUGGUCCACUCUGCUUCGAACCGUUCACAGUGUCUUAGAAACUUCUCCAGCUGUGCUUUUAAAGGAGAUCAUCUUGGUGGAUGACUUGAGUGACAGAAUUUAUUUGAAGGCACAACUUGAAACUUACAUCAGCAAGCUGGAGAGAGUUCGCUUGAUUAGAACCAAUAAGAGAGAGGGGCUGGUCCGGGCCCGGCUAAUUGGGGCUACUUUUGCCACAGGCGAUGUCCUCACUUUCCUGGAUUGUCACUGUGAGUGUAACACUGGUUGGUUGGAACCACUUUUGGAGAGGAUCAGUAGAGACGAAACCGCAAUUGUAUGUCCUGUCAUCGACACUAUUGACUGGAACACUUUUGAAUUCUACAUGCAGACCGGGGAGCCCAUGAUUGGUGGGUUUGACUGGCGUUUGACCUUCCAGUGGCAUUCUGUCCCUAAACAUGAAAGGGACAGGCGGACGUCAAGAAUUGACCCCAUCAGGUCCCCCACCAUGGCAGGAGGACUGUUUGCUGUCAGCAAGAAGUAUUUCCAGUACCUGGGCACCUAUGACACUGGCAUGGAAGUCUGGGGAGGUGAAAACCUUGAGCUGUCUUUCAGGGUUUGGCAGUGCGGAGGCAAGCUGGAGAUCCACCCGUGCUCACAUGUGGGCCACGUGUUUCCCAAGCGCGCGCCCUAUGCUCGCCCCAACUUCUUACAGAAUACUGCGCGGGCAGCCGAAGUGUGGAUGGAUGACUACAAAGAGCAUUUCUAUAACCGAAACCCCCCAGCUCGGAAAGAGGCCUAUGGAGAUCUUUCUGAAAGGAAGUUACUGAGGGAACGGCUGAAAUGUAAGAGCUUCGACUGGUAUUUGAAAAAUGUGUUCUCUAACUUACACGUCCCAGAGGAUAGACCUGGCUGGCACGGAGCCAUCCGCAGCAUGGGCAUCUCUUCCGAGUGCUUAGAUUAUAAUGCUCCCGACAACAACCCCACAGGGGCCAACCUUUCGUUGUUUGGAUGUCACGGUCAAGGAGGCAAUCAGUUCUUUGAAUAUACUUCAAACAAAGAAAUCAGAUUCAAUUCCGUGACUGAAUUAUGUGCAGAAGUCCCCCAACAAAAGGAUUAUGUAGGGAUGCAAAACUGCCCCAAAGAUGGGCUCCCUGUUCCAGUGAACAUCAUUUGGCAUUUUAAAGAAGACGGAACGAUUUUUCACCCUCACACCAGACUGUGUCUUAGUGCUUACCGGACAGCCGAGGGCCGACCUAGUGUCCAGAUGAAAACGUGUGAUGCCCUUGAUAAGAACCAGCUCUGGAGGUUUGAGAAAUAGGCAAGCAGCAGAGCACCUUCCUCUCCCGGAGCUGACGGUAGCCUCCGUAAAGUCACCGUGCCCUGGAUGACUGUAUUUUACCAGAAGUCACCUGGCAGCUGUCUGUAAGAACACUGGAAAGUCAUGGUUCAUCUGGGGAUAUCACUCUGAAGCUGGGUACAUAGAGCACCGCUGCUUAAUAUCUCAAAGUGCCUUCUUUGCUCUCGGGUUGUUUUAUUUAAAAGCUUUGUCAAUAUGGUCUCCUGCAACUCCUUAAAGAAAGCUGCUGUGAACUGAGAUGCACAAAACACUCAAGUGUGGGCUGAGGGUGUAGCUCAGCAGUAGAAUACUUAGCUAGCAUGUGCAAGACCCUAAGUUUGACCCAUGGCACCACAAACUAUGUGCAAGACUUAAUAUUUAGAACAUAAAAGUCCAGGCAAAAUGGGGUAUGAUUCAUUCUGAUUGGUAAAUUCAUUGCCUGUACUUUUCUUUCUUUC
Molecule: messenger RNA, 2622 nt
Organism: Mus pahari (shrew mouse)
Lineage: Eukaryota; Metazoa; Chordata; Mammalia; Rodentia; Muridae
Product: polypeptide N-acetylgalactosaminyltransferase 4
Exons: 1
Coding region: 410-2146 (578 amino acids)
Cellular component (GO): Golgi apparatus
Source: RefSeq, a predicted model, not a curated record